This is a messenger RNA of Plenodomus lingam JN3, 183 nucleotides long. RefSeq lists its product as uncharacterized. The record is from RefSeq and is a predicted model, not a curated record. Lineage: Eukaryota; Fungi; Ascomycota; Dothideomycetes; Pleosporales; Leptosphaeriaceae.
AUGACGUCGGUACGGAGCCGACUAGGCGAAAUCCCUGCUUCAACAGACGUCAAGUCGGUGAACUAUCAUGAAGGCUUAAAGCGGGUUCUCUCCCUUGAGCCUCGUAGCCCCAGUAUUUCCAGCCAAUGGCACGGCGUGCGGUGCCGGGGUAGCGCCGUGACCGCCAUUUGGGCUUCCGAGUAA